Molecule: messenger RNA, 1989 nt
Organism: Aureobasidium musti
Lineage: Eukaryota; Fungi; Ascomycota; Dothideomycetes; Dothideales; Saccotheciaceae
Source: the annotation of a GenBank genome assembly
AUGUCAGAUCUUAUGGGCGACAACACCCAGGGUGGUGCCCGGUCCACACCCUCGAUACGCACGCCCCGCAACAUAAUGGCAGAUCGUCUUGCUAGAGAGGCUAGAAGACACGCAGAAGCUACUCGUCAGAGAGAAGGCGAGCAGAGAUCGUCAGACCCUGAGCGCAGAAGAGCUGCCGCUGCUGCCAUGGAAUCCAUGGCCGGACCCGACCCCACGCCAUCAUCGGCGCGCAUGUCAGAAGAUGCUCGAGGUGAAGUUCCUACCAGGCAACGAUCCCAAUCGCAAUCAGCACAGCAAGGUUCCAAGGCUCAGUCUGUUCCUGGCCACAGACGGACUCAAACCACCUCGCAACCACGUGUGUCUUCGGCUCCUGACCCUCCCCAGACCACUCAGUCCCAAGACUUUGGUUCAGAAGACGUACCUCAGCCAGGCACCCACUCAACAUUCCCACAUGCAUUCGAGAGAUGGGAGAAUUUGUCAUCGCAUUGGGAAGGACUCACAUCGUAUUGGCUUCGUAAGAUCGAAGGCAACUUCGAGGAAACCCGCCAUACCAUUCCGUCUGCUGCCUCUAUGCAACGCCAAAUUCAAGAUCUCUCAGCUGCUGGUGCGAACCUNUUUCAUGGAUUGGUUGAACUGCAACGCCUUCGUGCCAGCUCUGAGCGUAAAUUUAAGAGAUGGUUCUUCGAGAUGAGGGCUGAGCAGGAGAGAUGGCAGGAACUCCGUGCUGAUUUGGUGGGUCAAGUCAAUGCUGAACGCGAGCUCAAAGAGCAAGCAGAACGUACCAUCGAGAAGAUGCACAAAGAGGUUCUCUUCGAGAAGAAUCGCGCGAGUGAGGACCGCAGAGAAUUGCUCAUCGCCAAAGCCGAAGCUAGACGUGCUUGGGAGGGUCUUGGUGACAUGGAAGCCAAAAACUCGGAGAUGAUGACCAACCUUCGUCAUGGCGUCCCCACCAACAUUGGAGGUAUUCAAGUCGUUCCUAUGCACGCUGCCAGCGCUCAGGACACUGAGCGUCGUCCUAAUACUGGCCAAAGCCCUCAGUACCACCAGACAAGAUCGCAACAGCCCCAACAGACACACCACGUUCAACAGCAGUACCAGCCUAUCGUCCCGGAUGUUCAGUAUCAGGAUGAGCCUUCGCCUACCAACACUGAUCCAUUCACUGAAUCUGCCAUGGCUGGUCAGCAACUCCACCACGAGCCUGAUAUGCAGCAGCUCGAGUCCGACGCGCGUCAGCCUUACCCUUCCGGCAGCACUCCUGCUUCAACUUCCACUGCCCGUACUGCCAUCUCGCCUCACCAACAGCGCCGUGACAUGUCUCCUCAAGAAAUCUCGCCUCUUUCCCCUAACGUCACUACCACCCGCCCUGUCAUCCAGCCUAGCCAGGCCGCCACCGCAGGUACCCUUAGUGACCAACCGGAACUCUUCUACCAACAGCCUCCUGGUAAGGUGUACCUCCACUCUUCGCCUGGAAGUGGUGCUGCACGUUCCAAGACCCCUGUUGCUGAGNNGGCUGUCCAAGGCACCCACGAUCUGGGCUCGCGUCCUUCGUACGAGUCUGACACCACCGAGGGCACCGAGUAUGAAAUUGACGAGAACGGCGCUGUCCGCCGUGACGCUCAGGGCCGCCCUGUAGUUUACCGCAACCCUAACCGUGGCGCCGGUCAAACCACCAGCAUCGUUUCUUCCGAAGAAUACGACACCGCUGCUGACGUCGCCCGGGAGCGUGAGCUUGCCACUCGCUAUGGUGUGGGCAUGCCUCCUUCUCAAAUCCCUCGUGCUCCCACUAGCAGCGCUGAGGCUAUGGCAUCUUUCGCCACAUCCACUGCCGACGAUGUCGAAUCUGCCGGCUACCGUGACGCCGAGCCUGCUGACUACGAGGGUGCAGGCUAUGGCAGUGACUGGGAAGCCUUGCAGAGCAGACACCAUCACCCUACUCGUCUUUCGGACGUUCUCGAAGAGGAUGAACGCAGUCGCACCACUGCUGAAUAG